AUGUUUUCGGCAAUUCGCAAAAAACUUGGUGGUGAUAAAGAUGGUCAUAAUGGUCCGCAAAAUGUACAAAUGCCAAUUGGAGUACAACGGGUGGAUCCAGAAUUGCAGAGGAAAUUUGCGAAAGGAGUCCAGUAUAAUUGUAAGUUUUUGCAAUUAUGAAAUUUGAAAAAAAACAAGAAUGAAACGUUGCUAUGAAGUUUUCGGCUACGUGUUUAGGUCGUAUCUUACAAUGAUAUCUCACAAAGUUUCAUAAAAUUUUAGACGCGUCACUUCACGUCAAAUUAUUUAAAUUAGAUCUAGGGCACAGAAGUAGGUCAAGUGGAAGGACAGAUCACCGUUCAAUAUAUAAGAAAGAAAUUAUUUUCAGUGAAAAUUGUGAUACGCGGUGAUCGGAAUGUUGGAAAAACGUGUUUAUGGAAAAGGUUACAAGGUUUACCUUUUCAAGAAGAUUAUGUGGCUACUGAAGAAAUACAGGUUGGAAAUGUACAUUGGAAUUAUCGAGCAACGGAUGAUGUUGUCAAAGUUGAUGUUUGGGAUAUUGUGGAUCAAUCAACAAAAAAACGAGUUAAAGAUAAUAAAUUGAAAUUGUCAACUAAUGGGACGGAUAACAAAGCCAAUGAAGCUUUGGAGGUAAGAGUUCGAUACCAUUUUUAAGUAAUUCCGAAAAUUUAAAAGCUGCGAGAAAAUAAUGAGAAAGAAAAUGAAAAAUUCGAAAUAAUUUGAAAACUGUUUUGACACUUCUGAAUCAAUGUUUUGAAAGUUUAAAGUUAAAAAAUUGAGAAUAUUCAAAUCUUUUAAAUAAUACUGAUUAGUUUGUCAUUUUUCAGAAAUACGAGGAGACAGCUUGCGAUGCCAGAUUUGUUGAUGUUUAUAAGGGAACAAACGGUGUGAUAUUUGUAUUUGAUAUAACCAAACCUUGGACAUGGGAAUAUGUUGAACGAGAAAUUGUUAAUGUUCCAAAUAAUAUACCCGUAAGAAUUCAUUGAUCUUUUUUUUCUCACGUCAACAAGAAUUUUCAGGUACUGAUUCUUGCAAAUCGUAGGGAUAUGGGACAUCACCGCUUGGUAACUGAUCUUCAGUGUUCUACGUUUGUUGAUUUAUUCAACAGCAAUCAUCCAUCUCCCGAUGGUUCACCUCGUGCAAGAUUCACUCCAUCUUCAAUGCGAUAUGCAUUUGGAUUGAAACUUGUUCAUCAAUUUUUCAACAUUCCAUUUUUAUGUUUACAACGAGAAAGUCUUCAGCGCCAAUUGGAAACUAAUAAAAGUGAAAUUGAAGCAAGUUAUUAUGAAUUGGAUUAUUAUCAAGAAACACCAGAAGCUAAUUAUGAUACAUUCAUUGAGUUGGUGAAUCAAAAAAGAAGAGAAACUGCUGAUAAAAAUAGUAAAGUUCCGAUGCAACCAAGUGGGCGAGUUAUGGGUGGAGGGCAACCAAUUCCUGGACAAGUUAUAACAUCUUCUCCGUGAGUUUUUCUUCUAGUAAUUAUCGAAUACUGAUUCCUGACUGAAAAUUAUUGAAAUUCCUUAUUUUUCAGCGUCAAAAAAGUCGAAGUAUCGGUAGACCAACGAAAAAGUUCAUUUGAAAUUGUUGGCGAUGAUGAAUCUGGAAUCAACAGUUUUUUGAAUGAUAAUGAAGGAACUUCUUCGAGCAUCACUAAAACAAAAGUGGAAAAUAGUGAUAGGUAAGUUAUCUAUGCUUGUUUCAUGUUUCAAUUUUAAUUUUUUCAGCGAGGAAGAAAAUACAAUGGUGAAAAAGUUCGAAGAAGAUUUUGAGGAUGAUACUGAUCUUGCUGACAAAAUGGCGCAAAUGGGAGAAAUUCGCAGAGAAAGCGUUAAAAAAAUCGCGAAAAUUCCGGAUAUUUUGGAAGCCAUCCCACCGGUUACUCAAAACACUAGAGAUAUUGAAACUGAAUCGCCGGGUCCAAACACUUCUGAUUUUUCAAAUAUCACUGAACAUGAUAAAAAAUCACCGAUUAAUGUUGUUAUGACAUCGGCCGAUUUGGAUGCUUGGCUUGGAAGUGAUGAUAAUUCACCAAAUUCGAAUAGUUUUUCAACAAUGAAUGAUGCAUUGAAAAAUGAAAGUAGUGAUGAAGAAUUUGGAAUUGAAUUGCCCUCUGUAUCCCCACAGCCUCCAAUUAUUCAAAUUCAAGCUCCAGUUGUAAUUCCAAAUUCGGAGGAAAUCCCGAAGAAAAAGAAAACCAAGAAAACAUCCAAAAAAUCCGAACUUGAUGAAACUGCACCAAAAAAGAAAUCGACCACAAAAAAGAAGAAAUCUGAAAAGACAUCUCAAUCAAUCCUUGAAGAUUUUCUUGGACCACCGGAACAGGUGGAAACCUCUGAAUAUGAUCCUCUAUAA
Molecule: messenger RNA, 2352 nt
Organism: Caenorhabditis angaria
Lineage: Eukaryota; Metazoa; Nematoda; Chromadorea; Rhabditida; Rhabditidae
Source: the annotation of a GenBank genome assembly